AUGCCUAGCGCUCCAGGUCCCGUCACAGCGAACCCUUUUGAGGAGCCCCAACGUCGUAUCAGCGAGUUCACUGCCAUGGAAAUUGCCACCCUUCAAGCUCGUCUCGACAGGAAACUCGGACCUGAAUACAUCUCCGCGCGACCUGGUGCCGCGGGGCAGAAAGUACACUAUCUCUCGGCGGAUAAGUGCAUCAAUCUUGCGAACGAGGUCUUUGGUUUCAAUGGCUGGUCCAGCUCGAUUCAGAAAAUUGACGUUGAUUUUGAUAUCGGCUACGGUCACAUCGAGAAUUGCAAGGGCAAAGCGGCCGCAUUCGAGAAAUCCAAGAAAGAAGGGACAACGGAUGCUCUAAAACGUACACUGAGAAACUUUGGAAAUGUUCUGGGCAACUGUGUUUACGACAAGGACUAUCUUUCAAAGGUUACCAAGAUCAAAGCUGCGCCUGCCAGAUGGGAUGUUGAUGAGCUUCACCGUCACCCUGACUUUGCGCCGAUCAAGAAAGAGCCUGCUCCACCAAAACGAGUCUUAGAGGAUGAUGACUUGCCUCCUCCACGUCCGUCUGAGCCUGCAAAAAGCAGCAUCACCAGUCACAUUGCUGCCUUCGACGGCGAUGGCGAAUUUGGAAGUAUGUCGUGA
Molecule: messenger RNA, 633 nt
Organism: Penicillium canariense
Lineage: Eukaryota; Fungi; Ascomycota; Eurotiomycetes; Eurotiales; Aspergillaceae
Product: DNA repair and recombination protein radC
Exons: 3
Coding region: 1-633 (210 amino acids)
Biological process (GO): double-strand break repair via homologous recombination; mitotic recombination; double-strand break repair via single-strand annealing
Cellular component (GO): nucleus
Source: RefSeq, a predicted model, not a curated record